UCUUCUGGUUUUAUUAGUGUUUACAUCGCAUUUUUGUUUGGUCUCUAUUCUGUAAGAUCCGUGUUCUAGUCUCUGUUUUUGAGUGUUUAUCAUUGAACUGCUUAAAAAAAAUACAAAAACAGGGGAGAGGCUUGGCCACCAUGGAUGUUGUCAAUCAGAUGCAGAGACAGUUUGUUGACUACUCUACAUCAUUACACCGUGAGGGAAUUUUGGAUGAUCAAUUUACUCAGCUCCAAAAACUGCAAGAUGAAAACAGCCCUGAUUUUGUGGUUGAGGUUGCUUCUCUCUUCUUUGAAGAUUGUGAGAAGCUUAUUAACAAUAUGGCCAGAGCUUUGUGAAGAGCAACAAGGGGUUGAUUUCAAGCAAGUAGAUGCUAGUGUCCAUCAGCUAAAGGGUAGUAGUUCCAGCAUAGGUGCAGUGCAAGUUAAAAACGUAUGCAUCGCCUUCAGAAGUUUUUGCGAGGCCCAAAACCGAGAAGGGUGCUUGAGAUGCCUGCAGCAGGUGACUCACGAAUACUCCCUACUGAAGAACAAGCUUCAAACCUUAUUCAGGCUGGAGCAACAAAUCCUUGCAGCAGGCGGUUCAAUUCCAGUGAUCGAAUAAAUCAUCACUCAUAUCGUUCCUCGUAGUAGAACAAAGGAAAAGUAAACAGUCGCUAUUGCAGACAACAUUUUCAGAUAAGGUUUUCUAGUUAUUGAUUGUAACAUUGCUAUAUAUAUAUAACUGAAGGAUUUAGAUUUGUCUGUAAAGCCUGUAUGAGGUUAGAGUAAUGCUGUGAAUCAACUGCAAAAGCAUAAAUGUGGUAGUUUUCUUUGUUGGCUAAUGUCGAGAUUUCGAACA
Messenger RNA from Hibiscus syriacus, 840 nucleotides. Its product is annotated as histidine-containing phosphotransfer protein 5-like. The record is from RefSeq and is a predicted model, not a curated record. The transcript has 6 exons. The coding region runs from base 145 to 603 and encodes 152 amino acids. Gene Ontology annotation, molecular function: protein histidine kinase binding; histidine phosphotransfer kinase activity. Lineage: Eukaryota; Viridiplantae; Streptophyta; Magnoliopsida; Malvales; Malvaceae. Gene Ontology annotation, cellular component: nucleus; cytoplasm. Gene Ontology annotation, biological process: cytokinin-activated signaling pathway; phosphorylation; phosphorelay signal transduction system.